GCCUAUAAACCCACACUCUUCUAUCCUCACAUGAAAUAACUUUGGCUAUAACUUUCAUUCAUUCAUGAAAUUAAUCCCCCGUUAGCCCAAAAAUAUCCAACAUGCCAAAGAACUUUCAAAAAUCCCUUCAAAAUUACCUCUCCAAAAUCAAAACCAAUCGCCCAAGACAGCUUCGUAUAUCCUCUAAGAAAUGGAUUGGUCUCAAAGGUUGCAAGCAUCCUAGAACUCCUUCUCUCUCUUUCGACAAGAAAAACAACGACAACAAGGACGAUGAAGCCACACUAGAAGACGUUGACCGUUUUCUCUUCGAGAAUUUCAAGUCUUUAUACCUCGAAGAUGACAAAGAAGCCGAUUGUAACAACAACACUAAAAGUGUUGUCUCAUCAGACGAAGAAGAAGAUGAUGAAGAAGAAGAGGAAACCCGUGAAGAAAAAUAUUCAAAACAAGGUCCCACCUUGUUCGAUUCAUCCAAUGAGACACCACUAGAUCUAUGUGGAUCUAACAGAUUCGUUUUGACACGUGGUUUCUCAGGCUCCACGACAACAACAACAAACACAUUUGAAGAAACAGGAUCGUGCUCAAACUCGUCAACACCAAAAACCUUCAAUGUUAAUUCAUUUUCAAAGGAGGAUCAAAUGAAUAUUCCUGAUAAUUGUGUUGUUGUGUUGGCGAGUUCGCCAAGUCCUUAUGAUGAUUUUCGAAGAUCCAUGCAAGAAACGGUGGAAGCAAGGUUGAGGAACAAUGAAAGUGUUGAUUGGGAUUUUAUGGAAGAGCUUUUGUUUUGUUAUAUGAACUUAAAUGAGAAGAAAUCUUAUAAGUUUAUACUAAGUGCUUUUUGUGACUUGAUCUCUAUCAUGAGGAAGAGUUCGGAGACUAAACCAGAGAAGCCGCGGAGCGUUCGGACUGUUAGGAUUGGGACUGAGGUAAGGAAGAAGAAGAUUAAAGAAUUAACUUUAGAGUUUGAAGGUUCAAGAUAAUGAAUCAAAUUUGACAGAUUAUCUUGUGUUAUUUUAUUUUAUUAUUUUAUUUUUUUUGAAGGAAGUCUUGUGUUAUUUUAUCUUUUGUAUGUCUUUUGGAUUUUUUUUUCACCCUAGUCUUGUGGCUUGCUAGUAAUAUGUACUAUGAUAUUUUUUAUGAUAUAUGAUCUAUUUUCAAUGUUGGAGAAAAUAAAUAAAUAAAUGUCAGA
Messenger RNA from Medicago truncatula (barrel medic), 1186 nucleotides. Its product is annotated as transcription repressor OFP14. Lineage: Eukaryota; Viridiplantae; Streptophyta; Magnoliopsida; Fabales; Fabaceae. Bases 102 to 977 code for a protein of 291 amino acids. The record is from RefSeq and is a predicted model, not a curated record. Gene Ontology annotation, biological process: negative regulation of DNA-templated transcription. The transcript has a single exon.